GCUGAUGGUCGGAAGGUCCUGCGGUCGAGCAUACGGGAGUUCCUGUGCAGCGAGGCGAUGUUUCACCUCGGAAUACCAACAACAAGGGCUGGAACAUGCGUGACAUCUGACUCGAAAGUCGUCCGUGACAUCUUUUACGAUGGGAAUCCAAAAAGUGAAAGGUGUACCGUUGUUCUGAGAAUAGCUUCUACGUUUAUAAGGUUUGGUUCUUUUGAAAUUUUUAAACCUCCUGAUGAAUACACAGGACGUAAGGGUCCCAGUGUUAACCGAAAUGAUAUUCGGAUACAGAUGCUUGAUUAUGUGAUCAGUACUUUCUAUCCAGAAAUCCAGGAGGCUUAUCCAGACAACAGUAUUCAGAGGAAUGCUGCUUUCUUCAAAGAGAUAACAAAACGGACGGCAAGAUUGGUGGCUGAGUGGCAGUGUGUUGGGUUUUGCCAUGGCGUGCUGAAUACGGAUAACAUGAGCAUAGUUGGACUGACCAUCGACUACGGCCCUUUUGGAUUUAUGGACAGAUAUGACCCUGAGCACAUUUGCAAUGGUUCUGAUAACACGGGGCGCUACGCUUACAACAAGCAGCCAGAGAUUUGCAAGUGGAACCUGGGGAAGCUCGCUGAAGCUCUGGUUCCAGAGCUGCCCUUGGAAAUAAGCGAACUCAUUCUGGAGGAGGAAUAUGACGCCGAAUUUGAGAAUCAUUAUUUGCAGAAGAUGAGGAAGAAACUAGGCCUGAUCCAGCUGGAAUUAGAAGAAGAUAGUAAGCUGGUGUCUGAACUCCUCGAAACCAUGCAUCUCACAGGUGGAGACUUCACAAAUAUUUUCUGCUUGCUGAGUUCAUUCUCAGUAGACCAUGAUCCUUCAAAACUGGAAGAUUUCUUAGAGGAGCUUACGAGUCAGUGUGCUUCUAUGGAAGAACUGAAAGUUGCUUUCAAACCGCAGAUGGAUCCAAGACAGCUGUCGAUGAUGCUCAUGUUGGCUCAGUCCAAUCCUCAGCUGUUUGCAUUAAUUGGAACAAAAGCUAAUAUAAAUAAAGAAUUGGAACGUAUUGAACAGUUCUCUAAACUGCAGCAGUUAACAGCAGCUGAUUUACUCAGCAGAAAUAAAAGACACUGGAAGGAAUGGCUGGAGAAGUACAGAGGCCGCUUGCAGAAAGAAAUAGAAAGCGUUAGUGAUGCUGAUGCCUGGAACAUGGACCAUGUGAAAGUUAUGAAUUUAAACAAUCCAAAAUACAUCUUGAGAAAUUACAUUGCCCAGAAUGCCAUAGAAGCAGCUGAAAAUGGGGAUUUCUCAGAGGUAAGAAAUGUGCUGAAACUCUUAGAGAAUCCGUUCCAGGAAGCAGAAGGAUUCAGGGAGGUAAAGGAAGAUACAGAAGAGGAGGGAGCAACUGCUACAGCAGCUGCUUGUGCUCAGGAAACAAGAAGCAGACUACCCUAUUGCAGUAAACCUCCACUGUGGGCUUCGGAGCUCUGUGUUACAUGA
Messenger RNA from Apaloderma vittatum (bar-tailed trogon), 1473 nucleotides. It is a transcript of the gene SELENOO, whose product is annotated as selenoprotein O. The record is from RefSeq and is a predicted model, not a curated record. The transcript is spliced from 8 exons. The coding region runs from base 58 to 1473 and encodes 471 amino acids. Lineage: Eukaryota; Metazoa; Chordata; Aves; Trogoniformes; Trogonidae.